CUAGGGUUUUCAGUGUCUAAAGAGCACUUCCUACUUCGAUGAGCUGAAGAAAAUUGUUGACUACCUUCCAACUACUGUAGAAUACCAUAGCUCUUUUCCCAGUGGCCCUAACAGCCUGUAGAUAACAGGCCCAAAAUGAGUGAUCAGUUUGGCUAUGUACGGAAGAGUGCCAGUGAGGUACAGAACAUAGGACGAAAGCCACAAAUCAACACGAUGAACCUUCCACAGAGGUCAAGAAAGUUGGCCUUUCCUGGGGAAGAAGAAGACAACGAGGCAAGUCAGUUCUUUGCUUCAGGCAUGUUUCGGCCAGAUAAAGACAUGAAUCCAGGGAUUUUAUCAUCACAGUCACCGUCGCAGUUGACAGGCUUCAGUGCAGGCAACUUCUACACAUCUGCGGGAAAUUUAACAUUGCCCCAACGACCAAUAGGAAGUGGACAAUUUCGCAAUAAUACAGGUACACCAACCAGUAUGAAUCCAAACUUUCCUAUUGGGCUGCAGCAAGCACAACAACACUCCCCUAACAGCAUAUCAGCCAUAGGUCCUCGCAAUAUCUUGGGCAGCCAGACUCAGUCCAGUCACUUGAAUAACUUGCAAAAGAGAUCCACCAUUGGCAGCAGUUUCGGCGCUCCAGGUCCAAUGACAAGUUACAGCACAUUUGGUUUUGGGUCUAGUCGAUCAAUUGACUCGCACCCAACUCUUGAUUUGUCAGACUUUCCCUCACUGAGCAGUCGCAGCAGUGUUGCUCCAAAUCCCGUACCAGCCAACAGAACUUAUGUAGGGAUGGUGAGUAAACCACCACAGGAGUCAGCCCCUGAGUUCAACAUCACACAGGAGGAGUUUCCAGCAUUGCCAGGCUCCCAGAAUCCACCUUCACAAUCAUCAGAUCCAUCAUCAAAAACUCCAACAAGUACCCCAACAGGAUUUGAUCCAAUGAGCAAUAAAGAUGGGAGUAAGUUUACAGCAGACAAGUUACAAGGCGGGCAACCAAAACGAGGUAUCCAGACACAUCCAGAUGGUAUGGUAACCAAUAUCCCACAAGGAAUGGUUGCAGACCAGUUUGGUAUUGUUGGUUUACUGACUUUCAUUCGAGCAGCAGAAAAUGAUCACAACCUUGUUGCACUUGCACCUGGCAUUGAUCUGACGACGUUAGGCCUCAACCUCAAUUCCCCAGAGAAUUUAUACAGCACAUUUCAGUCACCUUGGGCAGAUGCACCCUGUCGACCUCAGGACAUAGAUUUCCAUGUUCCUGCAGAGUACUUGACCAACAUUUUUAUCAGGGAAAAGCUUGCACCAAUUAAACUGAAUCGGUACGGAGAGGACUUGCUGUUCUUUCUUUUCUACAUGAAUGGAGGGGACGUCUUACAACUGGCAGCAGCAGCAGAAUUGUAUAAUCGUGACUGGAGAUACCACAAAGAAGAGCGCGUGUGGAUGACGCGAGCACCAGGAAUGGAUCCCAUUCACAAGACCAAUGUAUCAGAGCGUGGCACAUACUACUUUUUUGAUGCACAAAACUGGCGGAAAGUGGCAAAAGAUUUUCACCUCGAGUAUGACAAGUUGGAAGACCGGCCGACGUUACCUACAACCCUCCACCACAAUCCCAACAUGCCUACUCAACCCCACUAGCAUAGGCUUUUACAUCAUGUAACCUCAUUCCCAUCACUGAUUAGUUUUCUAGGGUGUUGGACAUGUCAGGCAUCAUGCACGUCACAUGGUCUUGCUAUUUUUUAAUCCCCUCAGAGACCAGGAGAGUGUGUGUGUGGUGUGUGCUUGUGCACUGGAAGGGGGUGCUUCCUUUUCCCAUUCUGACCUGCCAUUUGUCUGGCACAUCUCAGGCACCCUCCCACCCCUCAACCUACGCCAGUGGAACUGACUGUGUCUUAUUUUGUUUUAUCAUGGUGCAUCUUUUCCUGUUGAGAAGUGUCAUCUGUGAGUGUGAAGGUUGCGAGUGUCAGAUAGCUUGAUCUCCCCACCCUCCCUCCCUUUUCUCCCCUCUCCCCAGCAUCACCCACAGACACUGGAAGGCAAGGACAUGUGAAUCUCACAUUGAGGAUCCUGAUUUUCCAGGGUGGACAUUAAACAUUGGCAGCUUCUUAUCCUGAAGGUAACCUCUUCCAGUGUGUCAAACCCAUCAAGGAGUAUUUUGCAGAUUUUUAAAUUUUUUUUUAAAAAAGACUAUGUGCCACUAAAUGGCCUUGGGUGUCAAAGAUGGCAUCAACACCCCUUAUCCCCAUGACCCCUCUGACAAAGCAAGCUUGUGACUGUUGGAAAUUAAAAAUUGGAAGUAGUUUACCGCAGCUGAUUAGAAACAAAAUAGAAAUAGAGGUCACAUGACAGGAAGUGAGCAAAGAUUUAAAGAAAAUCAACUGCCUUUACUUACAGGGUUUUUUUUUUAAAAAGAAAAUUAUGGCAAAGUGCUUAUAUUAUGAGAUGGCUUAAAAUUACACAAACUUGGAAGGCUGCUGCUUGAUGUGGGCUGCUGUCUGAUGGGAACCUCAGGAGUGGACCAUGCAUUGUCACUGUUCUUGUUCUUGAUGAGAAAAGAACUUUGCAUUGUACCACACACCCAACAGGUGUAAGUGUGAUCACCCUGUUGAUUGUCAGGGUGCUUGUGGCACAUGCCCUAGGCUGACUGUACAGUGAUUUUUAUGCCAUUGUUAAAAUGUGAACACCUCACAGAGACCAAAUACAGAUCAUGGUGAGUUUUGAA
Pomacea canaliculata is the source of this 2707-nucleotide messenger RNA. Its product is annotated as CCR4-NOT transcription complex subunit 2-like. The transcript is spliced from 17 exons. Gene Ontology annotation, biological process: regulation of stem cell population maintenance; nuclear-transcribed mRNA poly(A) tail shortening; regulation of DNA-templated transcription. The record is from RefSeq and is a predicted model, not a curated record. Gene Ontology annotation, cellular component: P-body; CCR4-NOT core complex. Bases 136 to 1623 code for a protein of 495 amino acids. Lineage: Eukaryota; Metazoa; Mollusca; Gastropoda; Architaenioglossa; Ampullariidae.